CGGGCUCUCAUUUUUCAAAGUUGGUAGGAAAGAACAUCUCUUCCUUGGCUUAAGUUUCACAACAGAAAGAGAGAGAAAAAACAGAACAUGCAGAAGUUGAAACAUGGUAUUUUGUUUAUGUCGCGUUCCACUUUUGACCCUCCAAACUUACUUAAUUUACCCGCUAACAACACCCAAAGUUCCAAAAACACUUGAGGGAGAGAGAAGUGUUGUUGUUCUUUUUCAUGGAGGUGACCUCUGAGGUGGAAGCUGUGAUACAGUUUCUAAGGAAGAAUGGAUUGAGAGAAGCCGAGAAAGCUCUUGAGGAAGAUAUGAUGGAGAAAAAUGAAGAAGAAGAAGUGGGAGCUUUUGAUUUCGAGAAAUUCUUGUUCCCCAUGCCGCCACCGGUAAAGAUUCCGGCGAGCAUCCGGAGAUCGGAGGUGGAUGAGAAAGUCAAGUCCAGUGAUGGGUCGGAUUCAGAUGGUGAUGAAUUUGUCAGCUUGAGGUCUUCUACUAGUGAUGUUUGCUCUUCAGACUUUGUGAAUCCAUAUGGACUUCAUUCUGCAUCUCAGGCUGAUUCCGAUACUUCAUCAGAUAGAUUAUCUCAAUUCGGAACAGCACGCGAGUAUCCUGAUUUUGACAUGCAGAAUGACUUGUAUUGGUAUGAUGAUAAAGAUGAAGGCUACUUCAAGACUCCAUGCUUUUCUGGGUCAGACUUCUAUGGCUGUCCAAGUGAGGAUAAGUUUGUCACAACUUCAGAGACAGAGAAGCAACAACAUAAUACACUGAGUUUACUUAACAAAUCUGAAGGAUUUCAAACAGAAGCAAGCAUUGAUUACUUGGACAAGCCAUGCCUUUAUAAUAUGGCCUGCAUAAAUGGGGAAACUGAGGUUCAAGCAAUGGAUUAUUAUCGUUUUGAUAAAUGGAAUGGGCUUGAAGGGGACAUUGAACCGGAGUUGAAGAACUGUGCUUAUGGUUGUUCACUUCCUCUUUGCAAAUGUUGUGGGGCACCAGGUCCUUAUGAUGAAAAUCCUGUGAACUUCAGCUACUUGAGCUCCAAAGAAACUGAUUUGGGUGAUCUUCAGUUAAAGGCUGCUGGAGACAUUGACACAGAUUAUAAUAGAGGUUCUGAACAUAAAUCUGACAAAAAUGUUUACUCUGCCAAAAGGGGUUCAAACGACUGGAUUGAUGGGUUUAAAGAUGCUUCCGACUUAGUGCACCAGAUUGCUGAGAAAGAUUUGUUUCCCAAUACAACUGAUAGUUAUGGAAUUGAAGAUGAUGAAGACAAUAGAGAACUCAGUGAACCUAAGGCUGCUGCAGAGGGAGAGGAUAACACUGGGGAUGAACUUCUGAUGUACUCUAAUGAGGAAGAAUAUGAAGUAUUCAAUUUGCGGAUCGUCCACAGGAAAAACAGGACUGGAUUUGAAGAAAACAAGGACCUGCCUAUUGUGCUAAAUACUGUAAUUGCUGGCAGAUAUUAUGUAACAGAAUACCUAGGUUCAGCUGCUUUUAGUAAGGUUGUUCAAGCACAUGAUCUUCUCACGGGAAUAGAUGUUUGCCUGAAGAUCAUUAAAAAUGAUAAAGAUUUUUUCGACCAGAGUUUGGAUGAAAUUAAACUUCUAAAGCUAGUUAACAAGCAUGACCCUGGAGAUGAGCACCACAUUUUGCGUCUCUAUGACUACUUUUAUCACCAGGAGCAUCUGUUCAUCGUCUGUGAGUUGCUUCGAGCAAACUUGUAUGAAUUUCAGAAAUUCAAUCAAGAAUCUGGCGGAGAAGCUUAUUUUAACCUCAGCAGGUUGCAGGUCAUAACUCGUCAGUGUUUGGAGGCCCUUGAUUACUUACAUGGCUUGGGAAUUAUUCACUGUGAUCUAAAGCCUGAGAAUAUUCUUAUCAAAAGUUAUAGAAGAUGUGAGAUAAAAAUUAUUGAUCUUGGAAGCAGUUGCUUUCAGACUGACAAUCUGUGCCUAUAUGUUCAAUCUCGUUCCUAUAGAGCCCCUGAAGUCAUCCUUGGCCUGCCAUAUGACAAGAAGAUUGACCUGUGGUCUCUCGGAUGUAUCCUUGCUGAGCUAUCCUCUGGGGAAGUGCUGUUUCCAAAUGAUGCAGUUGUAAUGAUCCUUGCCCGGAUGGUCGGAAUGCUAGGUCCUUUUGAUCUGGAGAUGUUGGAGAAUGGACAAGAGACAUACAAGUAUUUUACAAAAGAAUAUGAUCUGUACCACAUAAACGAGGAGACAAACCAAUUAGAAUACAUUAUUUCUGAGGAGUCUCCACUGGAGCAUCAUCUGCAAGUUUCUGAUGUUGGGUUUCUCGAUUUUGUUAGACAUUUGCUUCAGAUGAACCCUCAAAGGCGCCCAACUGCAAGGGAGGCAUUACAACACCCAUGGCUUUCCUACUCAUACUAAAGCAGAACUCCUGAAUCACUGGAGGAAUGACUUUUCCUAUGAGUAUUAGCAUUCAUCGAGCAGAAUGGAUUAUACGGGUGCAAGUCCGAGUAAAAUCUCCAAUUUCAAUUUUGGUUUAUGUAUAGCUGUACCACUGAUCAUACUUCAUAUUUAUUCACAUUUUUUUCUGUAAAAAACUCAUCCCCCCAGUUUUUUCCCCUCUACUUUGUUAGGAUUGUAAAACGCAAGCCCUUUGAUUUGAGUGACAAGAAAGAUACAAUAAAACCAUUUAGUGCAUUGAUUGGAA
Molecule: messenger RNA, 2664 nt
Organism: Theobroma umbraticum
Lineage: Eukaryota; Viridiplantae; Streptophyta; Magnoliopsida; Malvales; Malvaceae
Product: Protein kinase superfamily protein
Biological process (GO): peptidyl-serine phosphorylation; peptidyl-threonine phosphorylation
Molecular function (GO): protein serine/threonine kinase activity; ATP binding
Source: RefSeq, a predicted model, not a curated record